This is a messenger RNA of Morus notabilis, 1682 nucleotides long. Its product is annotated as oxysterol-binding protein-related protein 4C. The record is from RefSeq and is a predicted model, not a curated record. Gene Ontology annotation, cellular component: intracellular membrane-bounded organelle; membrane; cytosol. Bases 472 to 1629 code for a protein of 385 amino acids. The transcript is spliced from 7 exons. Lineage: Eukaryota; Viridiplantae; Streptophyta; Magnoliopsida; Rosales; Moraceae. Gene Ontology annotation, molecular function: sterol binding.
GGGAAGUUUUUUUCCCAUCCUCACCUCCAACCCUAAUGAUGGUCCCCUAUCCUUGUCCUUUUCGGGCGGAGCCCCGUCCCAUGAAAAAAAACUGUAAUCUCUAUUGUCAUAAAUACGAGAUAUUUUAUCCAUCAAGUAAAUUAUAAUAAACAAAUUCAAGCAAAAAAAAUAUAUAAUAAACAAAUACCUACCCUAAUUACAUGCAUCUAGAUAUCCUCCUUGGUUUUUUCGCUCUUUUCAAAGUCUAUUAAAAAAACUUUUUAGUCCUCGAAGCUUAACAAACACCAUUACCGGCCAAUUUCUCUCGCCCUCUCUUUUCUCGUCCAUUUCUUUCUCACCUCCAACUCAAAACUCAAAAGCAUCUCUUAACAAACCCACAUAUAGAUAUAGAUUUAGAUAUAAUAUAGAUAAUAGAUAUAUUGAUCUGUUUCUACAAUCGGUCAUCGGUCAGAUUUGCUUCUUCUCCUAAAAAUGGUCAUGGAAGGGAAGAAGGAGACGCAGAUUUUUCUCACAAAGCCAUUGUCGUUAAAGGGAGACGUGAAUGAUGAAGAUGGGGUCCCCAAUAUGCUUCAACGGGUUCUCAGUCUCUUUAAAAAUGUACGGUCAGGAUCAGAUCUCACCCGAAUGCAGCUGCCAGCCAUUUUCAACAUUCCAAAGUCACAAUUGCAAUGUUAUGGUGAGUCAGUGUAUUGUGUUGGCGAUGACAUGUUGGGAAAGUGUAACAUUGAGGGGAGCCCUUCUGAGAGGUUCAUGGCCGUAGUAGCAUGGAGCAUUUCCACUCUUCGUCCUGUGGAUUUUGGAGUUGCUCCUUACAACCCAAUUCUUGGAGAGACCCAUCACGUUUCCCGAGGAACCCUCAAUGUUCUUCUUGAACAGAUAUCACAUCACCCACCAGUUUCUGUCCUUCAUGCAACGGAUGAGAAAGAAAACCUUGAACUGCUAUGGUGUCAACAUCCUGUUCCCAAAUUCUUUGGCACAUCGGUUGAGGCUGAGAUUAGGGGAACAAGAAAGCUGAAACUCCUAAAUUAUGGAGAAACUUACGUAAUGAACUCUCCAAAACUUUCAAUUAAGUUCUUUCCAGUGCCCGGAGUUGAAUGGACAGGAAACGAUCGAAUUCGAUGCUACGAGACGGGUCUUGAAGCCAAAUUAUCAUAUGGAGGAAGAUCCUUCCUAGGUUUGAGAGGAAAUCCUGGAUCAAUCAAGGGAACGAUUUUUGAAUCUUCUUCAAUGAAGCCUCUUUUCGAGAUCAAUGGCCAUUGGGACAGAACUGUCACGGUUAAGGACCUCACCAGCGGUAAAGUUAGAGUUAUUUACAAUUCAAAAGAAGUCAUUUCAGGACUUAAGACCCCUAUGGUCAAGGAUCCAAAGGGAGUAUGGCCAAGUGAAUCAGCUUUAGUGUGGGGUGAGGUGAGCCAAGGAAUAUUAAACAAAGACUGGGGAAAAGCAAUGGAAGCGAAGAAAGCUGUUGAGGAAAAACAAAGGGAGCUCUUAAGAGACAGAAAUUCAAGAUCCGAAACUUGGGCUCCUAAGCAUUUUAUUGUAUCUUAUGACAAGGAAAGUGGCUGGGACUGCCUACCUAUGCAAAAUUUUGUCCCACCAGCUCCAAUUGUUAUACCAUUUAACAGUUGAUUACAUUGUAAUUAAUUUAUUCUAUCAUAUCUCUUACUUAUAUUUAUAUAUUA